This is a messenger RNA of Penicillium antarcticum, 1755 nucleotides long. Its product is annotated as putative general amidase. The record is from RefSeq and is a predicted model, not a curated record. Bases 1 to 1755 code for a protein of 584 amino acids. NCBI's taxonomy places the organism in Eukaryota, Fungi, Ascomycota, Eurotiomycetes, Eurotiales, Aspergillaceae. The transcript is spliced from 3 exons.
AUGUCUUCCCAGCCACGAUAUAUUGCAAUUACCCAGCGCAAGCAGGCAGAGCUUUCUGCUGCUAUCCCUGCGGAGUGGCGUCUACCCGCUCACGCCAUUCCGGAGGGUAUGCUUUCUAUCGCCGAGUCGAUUACCGAGGGCCCGAAGAAAUAUGAGCGCGUGAGUGUGAUGGAUAUUCCACGCACUUGUGGUCUUCUUUCUGCCAAGGAGUUGGAUAUAACUGAGAAGUAUGAUAUCCGAGGACUUGUUGCUGAGAUGUCGGAGGGAAGACUCAAGGCCGAAGAUGUGGUGCGCGGGUUUUGUAAGAGGGCAGCUAUUGCUCACCAAUUGACUCGCUGUCUUACCGAGCCCCUUUUUGACCGUGCAUUGAAACGAGCCCAGGAGCUAGAUGCCCACCUCCAGCGCACGGGCACCCCGGUCGGCCCCCUCCACGGUCUGCCUGUCUCAGUGAAGGAUACAUUCAAUGUACAAGGAGUGGACUCGAGUGUUGGACUAGCCGCAUUGGCGUUCAAGCCCGCCAAAGAGAAUGCCUCGUUAGUCGACCUUCUUGAAUCCCUCGGCGUGAUCAUCAUCGCCAAGACCAACAUCCCCCAAACACUCGCGACACUGGAUAGCUGCAACCACCUCUUCGGGCGCACUUUGAACCCUUUAAAUAGGCAGUGGACUGCUGGUGGUAGUACGGGAGGUGAGGGUGCGUUGAUCGCUAUGCGUGGAUCAAUGGUCGGCUUUGGCACGGAUAUCGGUGGUAGCAUCCGUGUUCCGGCCAUGUGCCAUGGUAUCUACGGCUUCAAACCCAGUUCCGGACGUGUACCAUUUGGAGGUCAGGAAAAUGGUCAGAUUGAAGGAAAGGGUCGGAUUGGACUCCAAGCUGUGGCAGGGCCGUUGGCCCGCUCCGUGGCUGAUAUCAAUGCCAUCAUGGCGGAGAUCGUCCCACGCGCCGAGUUGUUCGGGGAGGAUGGUAUCCCAGGCUCAUGGUCAUCACAUUCUUUACCAAAAUCUCUCUCUUCUCCUCGCGGUCUCACUAUCGGCGUGCUGAAGACUGAUGGUCUUGUCACUCCUCUCCCACCUAUCACCCGUAUCUUGGAUGAAGUCGCCCAAACACUUCGCCAUACCCCCGGUGUUGAGGUCGUCGAGAUCCCACUUCCUUCAGUCUUGUCCAAAUGUCAAGCCCUAGCUGGCCGACUCAUGGGUAUAGAUGAUGGCUCCCACAUGCUUAAUCUGAUCGAGAGCAUGGACGAAGAACUCACCCCCUGGCUGCAGGGCCGUAUGAAACGCGGCAAGGAUCUGACCAUUCCUCAGCUUGCAGGAUUACAAGCCCAGCGGGCUGAAGUUGAAAAGGAAAUGCUGAAGAUGUGGACUCUAUCAAAUGGGUUGUCUAAGGCUAGACGCGUCGACGCUAUUAUUUGCCCAAUUGCUCCUCACCCGGUGCCGCAGCUCGAUCGUUACAAUGCCGUUGGUUAUACUUCUACGUUUGUCCUACUGGAUUAUCCAGCGGGCGUUAUUCCUGUUCGCCCAUUCGUAGAUUCAGAUCUGGAUAUUGGACGGGAAAUGGAUGUGCCUGUGCUGGGUAGUUGGGACAAGGCUAAUCGGCAACUGUGGAAUGAGAAAACAAUCGAUCGUCGCGUAUACCUUGGAUCCCCUCUCAGUGUCCAAGUCGUCACCCCCAAGCAGCACGAUUACGAGCUCUUCCAGGCAAUGGAGGUCAUCGACCGAGCUGUACAAGGACGCGUUGGGUCAACCAUUGCAAAGCUUUAA